Molecule: messenger RNA, 453 nt
Organism: Colletotrichum gloeosporioides
Lineage: Eukaryota; Fungi; Ascomycota; Sordariomycetes; Glomerellales; Glomerellaceae
Exons: 1
Coding region: 1-453 (150 amino acids)
Source: RefSeq, a predicted model, not a curated record
AUGAUAUCAUGGUACAGCCAGCCUCUGCUACGCACUGCUCAGCACCACUGUUCCGACACAUACGAACAAGUACCGGCCAACAUUGACUCGUUUUGUGCCCGAAAUGGAGCGCGCUACCACCGCGAUUCCGCGAACCGAAUCCUCGACGCUGGAGAUUUUCAGCAAAUCGAGACAAAUCAAGACAUGGCAACUUCAAAGUCCUUGACCCUCACCUUUGACCCUUUCUCCGAGUCCCGCUCGCUACCUCUGCCUCUGGAGUCGCCAUCUCCUCUUUCCCCCACACGUCCUCGACACGACGCGACACGAUACGAUGCAACCUCCUUGUCUUACACCGUCAACGUUGUUCGCUUCGCCGUCUUUGGUCACGUCGUCCGUCGUUCAAUGGCCCAAGAAACGCCGCAGCGCCGAACCAUCCCUGUGGCGAUGGCGCGACAGCCUCAUCGUGGUCCUUGA